AUGGCGUGGUUAAGGUUGCAGCCUCUCACCUCCGCCUUCCUCCAUUUUGGGCUGAUUACUUUUGUGCUCUUCCUGAAUGGUCUUCGGGCAGAGGCUGGUGGCUCAGGGGAGGUGCCCAGCACAGGGCAGAACAAUGAGUCCUGUUCCGAGUCCUCAGACUGCAAGGAGGGUGUCAUCCUGCCAAUCUGGUAUCCGGAGAACCCUUCCCUUGGGGACAAGAUUGCCAGGGUCAUCGUCUACUUUGUGGCCCUGAUAUACAUGUUUCUUGGGGUGUCCAUCAUUGCCGACCGCUUUAUGGCGUCUAUCGAAGUCAUCACUUCUCAAGAGAGAGAGGUGACUAUCGAAAAGCCCAAUGGAGAGACCAGCACCACGACGAUUAGGAUCUGGAACGAAACGGUCUCCAACCUGACCCUGAUGGCCUUGGGUUCCUCUGCUCCUGAGAUCCUUCUCUCUUUAAUUGAGGUGUGUGGCCAUGGGUUCAUUGCUGGUGAUCUGGGACCUUCUACCAUCGUGGGCAGUGCAGCCUUUAACAUGUUCAUCAUCAUUGGCAUCUGCGUCUACGUGAUCCCCGAUGGAGAGACUCGCAAGAUCAAGCACCUGCGAGUCUUCCUCAUCACUGCUGCUUGGAGCAUCUUUGCCUACAUCUGGCUCUAUAUGAUCCUGGCAGUCUUCUCCCCUGGUGUGGUUCAGGUUUGGGAAGGCCUCCUCACUCUCUCCUUCUUCCCCGUGUGUGUCCUUCUGGCCUGGGUGGCAGAUAGGCGACUGCUCUUCUACAAAUACAUGCACAAAAAGUAUCGCACAGACAAACACCGAGCAAUUAUCAUAGAGACAGAGGGCGACCACCCCAAGGGCAUUGAGAUGGACGGAAAAAUGAUGAAUUCCCACUUCCUGGACGGGAACCUGGUGCCCGUGGAAGGGAAGGAAGUAGAUGAGUCCCGCAGGGAGAUGAUCCGGAUUCUCAAGGAUCUGAAGCAGAAACACCCAGAGAAGGACUUAGAUCAGCUGGUAGAGAUGGCCAAUUACUACGCUCUUUCCCAUCAACAGAAGAGUCGUGCCUUCUACCGGAUACAAGCUACCCGUAUGAUGACUGGCGCAGGCAAUGUCCUGAAGAAGCACGCGGCGGAACAAGCCAAGAAGGCCUCCAGCAUCAAUGAGGUGCACACCAGUGAGCCUGAGGACUUUGUCUCAAAGGUCUUCUUUGACCCGUGCUCUUACCAGUGCCUGGAGAACUGCGGGGCCGUCCUCCUGACGGUCGUGAGGAAAGGGGGGGACAUGUCCAAGACCGUGUACGUGGACUACAAAACAGAGGAUGGUUCUGCCAAUGCCGGGGCGGACUAUGAGUUCACAGAGGGCACUGUGGUUCUGAAGCCAGGAGAGACCCAGAAGGAGUUCUCAGUGGGCAUCAUCGAUGAUGACAUCUUUGAGGAGGAUGAACACUUUUUUGUGAGGUUGAGCAACGUCCGCGUAGAGGAGGAGCAGCCAGAGGAGGGGAUCCCUCCGAUAGUCCUCAAUAAUAUUCCAUUGCCCCGGGCCAUCCUGAUAUCCCCUUAUGUGGCCACAGUCACCAUCUUGGAUGAUGACCAUGCAGGCAUCUUCACGUUUGAAUGUGACACUAUUCAUGUCAGCGAGAGUAUCGGUGUCCUGGAGGUCAAGGUUCUGCGGACAUCAGGUGCCCGGGGCACGGUAAUCGUCCCCUUUAGGACAGUAGAGGGGACAGCCAAGGGUGGUGGUGAGGAUUUUGAAGACGCAUAUGGGGAGCUGGAGUUCAAGAAUGAUGAAACAGUCAAAACAAUUCACAUCAAGGUAAUUGAUGAUGAGGCGUAUGAGAAAAACAAGAAUUACUUCAUUGAGAUGAUGGGCCCCCGCAUGGUGGAUAUGAGUUUUCAGAAAGUGCUCCUGUUGUCUCCAGAGGUGACAGACAGAAAGCUGACUGUGGAGGAGGAGGAGGCCAAGAGGAUAGCAGAAAUGGGAAAGCCAGUACUGGGCGAACAUCCCAAACUAGAGGUCAUCAUUGAAGAAUCCUUUGAGUUCAAGAAUACGGUGGACAAACUGAUCAAGAAGACAAACCUGGCCAUGGUUGUGGGGACCCAUUCCUGGAGGGACCAGUUCAUGGAGGCCAUCACUGUCAGUGCAGCAGGGGAUGAGGAUGAGGAUGAGUCAGGCGAGGAGAGGCUGCCGUCCUGCUUUGACUACGUCAUGCACUUUCUGACCGUCUUCUGGAAGGUGCUGUUUGCUUGCGUGCCCCCCACGGAGUACUGUCACGGCUGGGCCUGCUUCGUCGUGUCCAUUCUCAUCAUCGGCAUGCUCACGGCCGUCAUCGGGGACCUGGCCUCCCACUUUGGCUGCACCAUUGGUCUCAAGGACUCAGUCACAGCUGUUGUCUUUGUGGCAUUUGGCACCUCUGUGCCAGACAUGUUUGCCAGCAAAGCCGCGGCCAUCCAGGAUCUGUACUCUGAUGCCUCCAUCGGCAAUGUCACGGGCAGCAACGCCAUCAACGUCUUCCUGGGCAUUGGCCUGGCCUGGUCCGUGGCCGCCAUCUACUGGGCCCUGCAGGGACAGGAGUUCUACGUGUCAGCGGGCACGCUGGCCUUCUCGGUCACCCUCUUCACCAUCUUCGCGUUUGUGUGCAUCAGCGUGCUUCUGUACCGCCGGCGGCCCCACCUGGGCGGGGAGCUGGGGGGCCCACGCGGCUGCAAGCUGGCCACGACGUGGCUCUUUGUGGGCCUGUGGCUCCUGUACAUACUCUUUGCCACGCUGGAGGCCUACUGCUACAUCAAGGGCUUCUGA
Enhydra lutris kenyoni (northern sea otter) is the source of this 2787-nucleotide messenger RNA. RefSeq names its product solute carrier family 8 member A3. Gene Ontology annotation, molecular function: calcium:sodium antiporter activity. NCBI's taxonomy places the organism in Eukaryota, Metazoa, Chordata, Mammalia, Carnivora, Mustelidae. Gene Ontology annotation, cellular component: sarcolemma; axon; postsynapse. Gene Ontology annotation, biological process: sodium ion transmembrane transport; cell communication; calcium ion import across plasma membrane. The transcript has 7 exons. The record is from RefSeq and is a predicted model, not a curated record. The coding region runs from base 1 to 2787 and encodes 928 amino acids.